UCGAUUUAAAAAAGUUUUGUUUUAUUGAAGUUAAGUGAGAAGUGCUGAUAAAGAAAGACUUUUGGAGAGAAUGGUUUAUUGUAUGAACUUGCCUUUUGAUGACCGAAGUCAUGAGAGAUGGACUUAACUGGAUGGGACGCUAAUUUAAAAAAGAUGUUUCAUGGAGUAUAGUUCCAGACUUGAAACCGUAUCUGAGCAACUAACUUCUAGCUCGUUAUAAGGGCCUGCUGAUGUCCAUUGAAGCCACAUAAUAUGGAAGUGGCAGAUAAAGCCGUCAGUACUGAAGAUUUGUGUUCCAAAUUUGUCGAAAAUACCACCUAUUUGGAAGCUACACGGCUCGAAGCUCUCCUUAAGACCCUCGUUCAAAAUAAGGUCAAUGCCAUAAAGAACGACAGAAAAUGCUCGAGUCUUUACUCAAGUCCAAAAUCUGUAAUCAACCGUUGGCGUUUAACCUCGUCAUCCACCGUUUCAUCAAAAGAUAAAGAGGCCGUUUCACUAGGCGAACACGAUCAUCAUUCGCCACAUCAUAAGAGAAGAAAAAUAUGUUACAGCAGUGACGACAGUGAUUCAAAAGAUUACAAACGGUCCAAAAGAAAACAUUAUUCUAAUCGCCAUGAGAGGUCAGAAUGUUCGUGCCAAAAGGAAUGCGAUCCUUGUAAAAAUAGUUCGGACAUUCCCGAAACUUUCCAGUUCCUACCGUCUGAGGAGAAUUGCGGCUCAGAAGUUUCCUAUCCGCCAGCCUACAGCCAGGAGGUUUGGUGUUGUCAGAAUGACAAAAACGGAGACAUAAAGCCUAAUUAUACCGAAGAGUAUAUCUCCUUAAAAAUAGAAGACUGUGAAGAUGAAGAAACGAAAGCGACAAUCGAUCGUCAACGGUUAAAGAAGAAGCGGAAAAGGCGUAAAAAAAGGCACAGGAUGCGUCAGAGACAGGACCGUCUUCGAAAGAUCGCCGUCCCUAUUAACGAUGACUUGAAAGACCUGGAAUCGGACGAGGAACUCCCGCCGCGGGCUCGAUGGACCAUCGUCGUGACCGCUUGUUUACUCCUUUUCAUGUGCCUACUGCUUGUUGGGGUCACAUUAAGGAUGGCACCCAUCAUCGACGACAUGGGUAAGUUUUCCUAA
Molecule: messenger RNA, 1122 nt
Organism: Agrilus planipennis (emerald ash borer)
Lineage: Eukaryota; Metazoa; Arthropoda; Insecta; Coleoptera; Buprestidae
Exons: 5
Coding region: 253-1122 (289 amino acids)
Source: RefSeq, a predicted model, not a curated record